Molecule: messenger RNA, 465 nt
Organism: Entamoeba invadens IP1
Lineage: Eukaryota; Evosea; Mastigamoebida; Endamoebidae
Exons: 3
Coding region: 1-465 (154 amino acids)
Source: RefSeq, a predicted model, not a curated record
AUGCCUCGACGAGAAGAGGAAGCGAGAAGAGGAAGCGAGAAGAGGAAGCGAGAAGAGGAAGCGAGAAGAGGAAGCGAGAAGAGGAAGCGAGAAGAGGAAGCGAGAAGAGGAAGCGAGAAGAGGAAGCGAGAAGAGGAAGCGAGAAGAGGAAGCGAGAAGAGGAAGCGAGAAGAGGAAGCGAGAAGAGGAAGCGAGAAGAGGAAGCGAGAAGAGGAAGCGAGAAGAGGAAGCGAGAAGAGGAAGCGGAAAAUGCUAAAUUAUAAAUUAUUUAAAUUUGUUUUCUGUUUACAAAGCAUGUUUUUGAAUAACCCUCAAAAAGUUUUUUGGUUGUAUUAUUUAUUUCAAUUCGAAAUUGAACCAACAAGUAAUACCCCCUCUUUAAUGUUUUUCUAUCUUGUCAUGCAUUUUCUAAUUAUAAAUUGGUGUUAUUUGCCGUCUUUUGAUAAUAUUUUGAUAAUUUAUUAA